AUGCCAUCAAAAUUCAUCUUGCUCUAAUUACUCUAAGUUGUCUAUCUUCAACUUCUUGAAAAUACUUAAUUCAUCCUUGAAAAUGAAUACAUCCAAACAAAUUUAGCCAUCAUUGUCAUUCCCUACGAUAUUGACAUAUCCAAGCAAUAUCAAACAUUAUCAUUAGUCCAAGAAUACAACCUUACUGAAGAAUAUAAGUAGCCUCUGAUCUCACCCUAGACAAAAUUAUAUUCAUUAAUAAAAUCUAAUAAUCAAGAUAUUGAUAUUGUUUAAUUGGAAGAUCAGAAACUUUCAUUUUUGUAUACAAUUAAGAACUACCUCUCAAAUAAUUAAUUAGUUAUUCAACCUAAAAAAUACUCAAUUUAAUUAAAUUAACAAAAUUGUUUCUCAUUGCAUUAUCUAAAUCAGGAAUUCUACAUGUUAAUUUGCAAAAUGCAAGAAACUAAGAUCAUAAUAUAAAUACUUAAUUUGAAUCAAUAAUCUAUGGAAUAAAACUUUACUAUAAAAAACUUAACUGUUUUAGACUACAAUCCUAUUUGUCAAAUAGAUUCUAAAUUUAUGUUUUCAUUGCUUGUAAUAUUUGAGAAAAAUUGUUCAAAUUCAUCAUUUACAAAUUAUUUUAUUGAUAUAAAUCAUUAAAAAAUUAUCAAUUAAACUAAUUUAAACAUGAAUAAUUACAAUAAAUCUAAUGAAUUCAUUAUUAACAUUGAAAUAUGCUCCUCAAAUAUUUUAAGGAUAUUGACUCAAAAUCAAAUACUAAUAUUAAAUCUUUAAACUCCUGAAUUUUCUCUCUAUCAAGUUGCAUUAGUAACAAAUUUUUCUAAUACUUUUAUUAAUAAAUGUACAUUAUAAUAAUUGUCAUUUCAAUUAGAAAUCAAAAAUAAUUAAUUAAUAUUGGAUUAAAAUAAAAUAAACAUAAGUAGUGAAGGUUUCAUUUAAGCAAUUCUUGCAAAUAAAAUAUUAAUUUUACAUAAAAAGGAUUAAGUAAUAGUAUAUUUCGAUUAAGAUAUAUAGAUUAUAAUAAAAUAAUCAUUUUAAUAGUUUUUUAGUUUAUCAAACUUACCAUUUGUUUUAGGGGUUAAAGAAAAUGGGGAACUAUUAGCAUAUAAAAUUAGGAUUCCUAAAUAAAGUUAUACACAUUUAAAUUCAAGCAAAAUUCAAAUUUUAUAGUUUUCAAGAAACACUAGAUUGUUAAAUUAAAUAAUUUCUUCAAAGAUUUUAGAUAUUCAAGUAAUAUCUGAAAGAUCACCAAAAUUAUUCAUUUCUGAAUAAAAAGAGUUCUUUUAAGUAUUCAAAGGUUCUAGAAUUUUAUUUUUCUAAUCUAAAUUACAAAUUUCUCUUCCUUUACAAGUAAAAUCAAUAUAAGUAAAUGGAAAAUCAAUCAAUUUUAAGAUAGAAACAUAAUAAUUAAAUUGCCAUAUAGAUAUUAGAGAUCUAGAAUAAUUAUUUAUCAUGAAUUUAAAGGAUGAUUCACAUCUUAUUUUGUUUAUUAAAAAUAAUACGACUCAAUUAAUUGUAGCUUUAUGCUUUUAAGAAAGAUUGUCAAUAAUUAAGAAAAUUAGAAUCAAACAUGGAUUUAUAAAAAUAUUCAUUUUUAAUACUUAAUGCUUCUUUCUUGUUCAACAAAAUUCAUUUAAAAUAUAUUAUUACGAAAAUAUGUAAUUGAAUGAAAGAUCUUAUCUCUUUUAUCUUCAAAUAAUUGAUGCAAAUAUGGUAGAUUAAAUAAAGUUAAUUUGUCUUGUAUUCAAAGAUUGUACUUAAUAAUGUUAUUAUACUGAUAUCAAUGAAGAUUCACCUUUCUUUUAGAUCUAGUCCUCAAAAUUAGAAUGUAAUGGCAACAAGUAAUUAAUUACUGAAUUUUUGUUUAUUGGUGAACAUGAGUUAUUCUUUUAUAACAAAUUAUCAUAUUAAGAAUAAUUAAUACUUCAAGAAACAAUUAUUAAAGCUGAAGUUAUAUUACAUCAUUUUUUGAUUCUGUUAUUUACCACACAUGAAAGUAAGUUAAAAAUAAAGAAAUAUAGUUUUAACAAUAAUGAAUUAUAAUUUUUAUAUGAUAUUCCUUUGUAUACAUUCAGUUUAAGGAAUCCAUUAACUUAUAAAGUAUAAGGCAAAUUUCUAAUGAUAUUAGCAGAAACCUCUUCCUUAUCCCCUGUUUUAUUAAUUUAUAAUUUUUAAAAUACUGGAGUUAAUUCCCUUAUUAAAGUUAUUGAAUUAGAUAAAGACCAAAUACAUUUUGAUUUCAUAUAUGGAGAUGGGAUGGCUUUUUAUUAUUUUUAUUAAAAUGCCAUUUAAAUAAGAGAAUUAGAUAUUAUUUCAGUUAUCUUUGAGAAUGAAUUUGUAUCUACAAAUGUAUUCAAUAAAUUUGAUUUUUUAUUCACUUUUGAAACUCCUAUUUCAAAUGAAAUUGUUAAUACAAAUCAUUCAUAUACAUGUUUCAAUGAUGAUUACUAGAUUAGAUUAAUUUAGAAUGAUACUCGAAGUUUAAACUCAAAAAAUGUUUUGGAUAUGUCAAAUAUAAUUAGUAAUAUUAAUUCAAUUGAAGUUGUUCAACAUAAUUAUUAUUUACUAAUUCCACCUUUAGUAUUUACUUCUGACAAAAUGAUUUGCAAAUUUUAUUAAAAUAAAUGUUGUAUUAAUGAAUCUGAAAUAAUAUGCUGGUUAAAGAAUGAAAGGUUCAUUUAAGAAAAAGAUGUCUUAAUCUAAAAUUAUCUCAUGAUUGAUUGUAAUGAAAAUCAAUAUGAAUGCACUAUUAUGUAUAACUUCAACUAUUUCAUUUAUCUUAUGAUUAUUAUAUUUCAAAAAGAUCAAUAGUCCAAUAAAAUUUUAAUAAUUUAAUAAAAUAAUAAUUCAAAGGCUCCUUUUCAUGAAGCAAAUGAUAUUGAUAUUAGAUUUUAUAAUAGAGAUCUAAUAAUGUUUGGAUCAGAAGGACAAAAAAAGAUUUUUGUUUAUUCAAGACUUAACAUAAAAUAAUAUAUUAGUUUUAAUUAUUCUAAACUAUAAAAUGAGUUUCUUUAGAUAAAGAGAAUUAAAGAUAAUAAUUAUAUCUGUUUAUACUAAUAUGAGAAUUAAAUACUUUAUACCAUCAUUACAAUUAAUGAUAAUAAUCAAAAUUAAAAACAAUAAGAUUUAUAUUAUAAGGAAUUAAUUGUUGAUUAGACAUGCUUUUCUUUUGAAGAUUUAGCAAAUAUCUUGAAUGUACCCUUAAAGAAAUUUUAGAUUAAAAGUAAGAUAAUCCAAAUUAGUGAAUUCAAUUUUGUCAACGAUAUUAUAAUGAUUGAAUUACUAAUAUUGUUUGAAUAAUAACUUGGUUUCAUUCUUCAAUUAAAAAUUGAUAUCAAUAAAUAAGAGAAAUGUUAUUUCGAUAUUCUAUAAAUUAUAAGGUAUCCAAUUAACUCUUAUUUAAAUCUACUAUUAUAUAUUAAUAAUGAUUUUAUAAUAAUGUCAAUUACUUAAUUUGAAAAUAAAAAUAUAAUUCUAUAUGAUAGGUUUUAAGGUCAAACAGUAUCAUUGAUCCAUUCAAUCUACAUGUUACCUGAUAAUAAUUAUUCAAAAAUAGGUAUUAUUUUUAUUUAUAUUAUAGAAAAUUUCAACAAUACUCAUUUUUCUCUAAUUCAACAAGGUAAUUAAAUUUAAGAAGUCUAAAUUAUAUCUAUUUCAAAAUAUAAAUUAGAAUUUCUUAAUGAAUCCAAUUCAAUAGCCACUUUAAUAUUAAAGAAUGAGGUAUCAAAUUUUACUAUUACUGUUCAAAAUAUUAACAUUAAAAUUCCUCUCAAUUAUAAUAUAAGAUUAAUCAUAACAAUAAUUAAUGUUUUAUUAAUUUAAUUUUUUCUAUUAUUAAGAAAGAAAUAAAAGAAUAAUGCUCCAAAAAAAUGA
Molecule: messenger RNA, 3873 nt
Organism: Paramecium pentaurelia
Lineage: Eukaryota; Ciliophora; Oligohymenophorea; Peniculida; Parameciidae
Source: the annotation of a GenBank genome assembly